Acanthosepion pharaonis is the source of this 1434-nucleotide messenger RNA. The record is from the annotation of a GenBank genome assembly. NCBI's taxonomy places the organism in Eukaryota, Metazoa, Mollusca, Cephalopoda, Sepiida, Sepiidae.
AUGCCCUUCCUUCCUUUUCCUUCCUUCCUUACUUUCCUUCCUUCCUUAGGAGGUUUUCUUUCCUUCUUAAAAGAGUUUCAUUUUUCCUUCACAGAUCUUCCUUCCUUCUUUCUUGUAAUAUUAGAAGAGAGCUGCAUCUCUCUAAAUACAGUUGACUCUGUCGACAGCUUUGUUGCUGAUAUUAACAGUGGACACUGGGAUACAGUCUUGCAGGCUAUCCAGUCUCUCAAGUUACCUGACCAAAAACUAAUUGAUCUUUAUGAACAGAUUGUUCUGGAGUUGAUCGAGCUUCGUGAGUUGGGAGCUGCUCGCUCGUUGCUUCGUCAAACUGACCCAAUGAUCAUGUUGAAGCAGACCCAGCCCGAUAGAUACGUCCAUCUGGAAAACAUGUUGGCUCGGUCCUAUUUUGAUCCCCGUGAGGCUUAUUUAGAAGGUCAAACAAAAGAGAAAAAACGUGCGGCCAUUGCCCAAGCAUUGUCUGGAGAAGUAAAUGUUGUGCCACCGUCCCGUUUGUUGGCUCUGCUGGGUCAGGCACUAAAGUGGCAACAGCAUCAAGGACUCCUGCCUCCAGGUACGACUAUUGAUGUCUUCCGGGGUAAGGCAGCAGUUCGAGAGCAGGAGGAAGAAAAGUACCCUACUCAACUGAGCAAGACCAUCAAGGAUAACUUUAUGAUGAUGGAUGAUGCAGUUUUGUGUAUGUGUUUCAGUCGUGAUUCGGAAAUGCUUGCCACAGGAUCUCAAGAUGGUAAAAUCAAGGUUUGGAAACUUCUUACUGGUCAGUGCCUGAGGAAAUUUGAACGUGCCCAUGCUAAAGGGGUAACGUGUGUCACUUUCUCACGGGACAAUGGUCAGUUACUGAGUGCAUCAUUUGAUCAAAGCAUCAGAAUUCAUGGCUUGAAAUCUGGAAAAACUCUGAAAGAAUUCCGUGGCCAUUCUUCUUUCGUCAAUGAUGCUGUCUUUACACAAGAUGGUCAUCAUAUCAUCAGUGCAAGUUCGAACCGGCACUUCUUCAGCCUUUGGAAUGUGAAAAGCACUGAAUGUCAAAACACAUUCAAGUCUCUUGGCGGCUCAACCGGGAGUGACAUUACUGUCCACAGUGUACACCCCUUGUUGCGGAAUAUGGAGCAGUUUGUUGUAUGCAACCGGUCAAAUACUGUCGCCAUCAUGAACAUGUCUGGACAGAAACCGGUUCUCUUCUUUUCCUUUUUCUUCCCCUCUGCUUCCCAUAUUCUUACUCUUCCUCCACCCCUUUACUCUCUUCACCUCCCCAUAAUCCUUCCCUUCACCCUUUGCUCACCUAUAUUCUCUCCCUUCCACCCUUCUGCUUUAGAUAUCCCCCAUCCACUCCCCAUAUUCUUUCCCUCCCUUGUCCCUGCUUUCCAUAGGCUUUCUCCCUUUCCCUCAAUAGGUUGCUUUUCUCUUUUCCUUCCUUGA